Struthio camelus australis is the source of this 3737-nucleotide messenger RNA. NCBI's taxonomy places the organism in Eukaryota, Metazoa, Chordata, Aves, Struthioniformes, Struthionidae. The record is from RefSeq and is a predicted model, not a curated record.
AUGAAUGGUUGUGCCAAAAUCAAGCGUGUCCAAUAUUACCUGGAGAACAAGGCACCUGACUUGUGCAGACUGAGGAAGAAGAGCCAGACAGUCAUAUUCAAAGUGAAAUGUGCAGCUGAAUUCAACAAGUACAAGGUCCUAUUGUAUCUGGGCUCCGUAUUUACCAGCCUCCUCUUCCUAGUUGUGAACUUAACUUGUGCAAUGCUAAUCCAUAGUGAAGUCCCAGAGAACCAGCUGAGAUGGACAGUCCUUGCCCGUGCCCUAGUCAAUGAUAGCCUCUUCAUCCUCUGUGCCGUCUCAUUGGCUUGCUGCAUGUGCAAACUGGGAAAAAUGUCUUCAGCAAAUGUCUACCUCGAGUCUAAGGGAACAUCUGUCUGCCAGGCUAUUCUUGUGGGAUCUGUAGUUGCUCUUCUCUAUUCCUCAAGGGCUUGCUACAACCUGGUAGCUGUGGCCAUAUCUCCAGACAAUGUUCCUGGUCCUUUUAACUAUGGCUGGGACAACCUUUCAGACAAGGUGCAUGUGGAAGUGAGCAGUGAAGAAUAUGUAGUGUUUGGAGUGGUCCUCUUCCUCUGGGAGCUGGUGCCAACGACUUUUGUGGUGCUGUUCUUCCGGGCUCAGAGACUGAGUCAGAACUUGAAAUGCCUUGCUACUGGCCUAACUCCUUUCUUUUUAACCAGAGCGUACUUCUUUGACAAUCCAAGGCGCUAUGACAGCGAUGAUGACUUGUCACGGCUUGGGGCCAGAGAAGGCGGCUUGGCCACCCCUCAGUGCUCUGGCUGCUAUGGGUCCCUGGCUGGGAAUGACAGCUUCACAGUGGGCCCCCAUCUCAGCGGAACUACUACAGACAGUGACCCCUUGCUCUUUGCUGCAGGCGGCUCGGAGUUGAACAAUCACCAUAGCUCAUGCCCUGCACCACAGAACUGAAGAGGCUGGAAGGGGCCUUUCUUCCCCAAAGUGGCAUUCAUGUAUAGGAUUGUAAUCUGUUUUUCUCUUUUCCUCUUCCCUGAAGCAUCUAACUCAUCAACACAAACAUUCCACUACCUGCUGCAGCUGUAAGCAGGACUGAAGCUAUGGCUGCAGGCAGUAAGAGAACUGUGACUUUUAAGGUACCAUGUAGCAAAGUGAAGCUGAACUCUCUGGAAGCUUUUUCUUGGUCUGGUCUUCAAGUUGUUGGCAGCUAAAUGCACCUGAGCUUCCUCACUAGAAAAGAAACAUCAAAUGCAUAUUUGCACUUUUAUCUGCACACUUGGAAGGAAUGAAUCUUGCUCAGACUGCUUGGUCUGAGACUGUUCUAGCUACUCUUUUAAUUGCACAUCCAUAGCUGGGAGAGGCACUGUCUUCCUGCAAAGUCUGGAGCUUCUAGACAUGUUCCAUGAAGUACUCUGCAUCCUGACUCACUUGAGUGUGAUGCUCUGUGUUAACUGAGUGUGUUAUGGGCAGGGACUCCUGCAAUGAAUGUUAAAGCAUACUGUGCCAUAUUCACACCCUGCAGGGCUGAUGCCUCUGGGCUGAGUGUGGUCUUGCUCUGACUGCUAGUCCUUGUUCCACCUGAUUGCUGAACUACCCUGCUGAGGAGUGUGGGUUCAAAGCUGAGCUCAAAGCAUACCCAUAGCAAAGGCCUGUAAUAGCCGAGAUCAAGUGCUCCUGCUGGCAAUAAGAUCAUUAAAUUUUAACCAGCCCACUAGAUUAUGGCAAAGGAAGAAGGCUGGCUGGGACUGUAGCUGCUGUCAAGUGUACGGGGGGGGUGUCAAGACUUUCAUAGGUUGGCUUCUUCCAGGAAGGUUAGGGCUGGGACUGGCUCAGUAUGAGUGUGUGUGUGUGUGUAUAUAUAUAUAUAGAAACAUAUUUGGCCAAAGUGCAUGUAAAACUGACCACUUUAACCAAUGGGUUGUGAAAGCUGUCCUAUUUUCUCCUCUUUCACCCCAGUAUUAAAUUGCAUUUAGCAGAUAACCAAGCUUUUUAACCUGAGCAAAUGUGAACCUACAAGGUCCCCACUGAGGUAGAAGAGGGCUCUGCUCGUGGAGGCAGCAUGUGCUGUGAGGGGAAAGGGGGAAAGCUGCAGGAAAACUAGUCCCUGGGGGUCUGUUCCCCUCCCACAUCUCCAUGGCUGCCCUCUCCCAUGCCGCUGAGCAGGCCACAGGACCUGGGCUGGGGUUCUACUACCACAGUAGCUGUCAGCAGUGCUUAAUGGUGUACACUGGGUUUGAAUAUGCUAGGUCACAGUUUGGGAGGAUGUUGGUUUCAGAGUUGCUUUCUGUUUCUCUUUGACUAGCUGAAACAGGCAAGUUUAGAGUUGGCCCAUAGCUGUGUAGGCUCUUGGAGACUAGACUCUGCGUUUAAGACUUCAUGUUACUUGUGGCUUGUCUCUGUAUGAGUCCUGUGCGGGCAUGAGCAAAGCGGCUUUGGAGACAUGCUUGGAUGGAGACACUGGUCCAGGGAGGACAGCUGCUCUUGUGUCUCUGACCUCUCAGUGAAAACUUGAACUGGAACUGCUUAACCUGCCUGGAGCUGCUCCUGCUGUUCAAACAAGCAAGUCUAACACUGAAAGCUUGAAUUCAGAUCCUCCUGGGGCAAGGACUCAACUGUGUAUGGAGUGGUACUAGGCUGGCCUGGCUUUGUGGGUUGGGGACACUGUGCAGUGGGGCUGGGUGCUGGAGGUACUCUGAGGCAGCCUCAGUGUCUCCAGCUGCAUGUGAGAAGCUGCAAGUGCUGGGACAGCUCUGACCUUUUCUCACUUGCUGUGUGCUUACUAGUGUGUCCUCGUCACCAGAUUGGCCACCUUGCUUUACUGAGCUAGAUGUCACUUGUCACACUGAAAACACCAUGUCCCUCUGCCUGUUCCCCUGGUCCUGGGCUGUGCUGGCUCGUGAGCCUGUACAUGCUAACCUGCUUCACUCUUGCUGCCCCAAAAAUGGAGCAACCUCUGCUUCCGUUUAGAAAAGGCUCUGAGACAAUGACUUUCAACACAUCCCUUUUGCUCUCGUUGUUGAACCAGAGAGCUCCACCAUGACUGCUGUGGCUUUCCUGGCUGGUUUAUUUUACAUGUUGUAAGAGAUCUGUCCUCUUGCCCCCGUUGGGAUACAGAAACAGGUUGCUCCAUCUCAAUCACUGCUUGUCUUAUGGCAAAGCUAACAAAGGACCUGGACUCCAUGCAUUGCCCUUCUCCCAUAUGUCACCAAAGACAGUAAGUGACGCUAGUGGCCCCUGUUCUUGCUUAAAUUCCAAAGCACUAGGAGCACUUUAAGUUUUUCUUUGGAGGGAAGGGAGUGUAGUGCAAAAAAAAUAAAAAUUAAAAAUUAAAGGGCUACAGGCUCAUUGUUCAUAUUGCACUGAAGCACAUAACAACAAUAUGAUCUUCCUGGCAUUAGGAUCACAGGUUGGGGCAGUGAGUCUCGUUGCUAAGUGUACUCAUGAGUGACUGGCAAAGUGUUUUGGUUUUGUUCAUUUGUACGGAUGGCCGUUAAUUUCAAAACUCUGACAGCUCGUGUUGGAGCUGGUCUUGUGUUUUACUGAAGUAAUUUAUAGCUCAAAAGUACAAUGACUUUUUUAAUGCAUAGUUGCCUUUCAUUAAACUUUCUUUUUUUGGUAUGGUUUAACAGUGUUUUGGCUUUGCAGUCAGGCAGCAGCUGGCUGCAACAGGAAGCUGUGGCCAAUGAAUGUACCUAUUUGUUCUUCACUAAACUGUAACCAAGCACUACUAUGUUGAAAUAAAAAAAAAAAAAAUUUCUGUGCUACUU